AUGGAAGAAAACUCAGAGAAUUUAAAAGUUGCAAUUAGAGUUCGGCCAAUCCUGCCUAUCGAUAAAUUCCAGGAUUCUGUUGUCUAUUUAGAAGAAGUACUUUAUAAUUAGAAUAACAAUAUUAGAGUAAGUGAUGGCGACCAUUUCAUCGCUGCUUCUUAUGAUCGAAUUUUUCCAUCUGAUUCUUCACAAAACGAAGUUUUCGGAUAUGUAAAGUCAUCAGUCGAAGGCACUGUAAAAGGCUUCAACUGCACAAUUUUUGCAUAUGGGCAAACAGGAUCAGGCAAAACCUAUACAAUGUUUGGAUCUGAUUGGGAGCAAAAUAAUCCUGCUCCCCAAGUGUAUUAUAAGCAGCCACAAAACAGAAGUAUUCGAAAGUAUAAAUCAGCAAGCCCCAGCCAUAUGUUCAAUGAUCCAUCUAAAUACGGGAUCAUAUUGAACUCGAUUCAUCAUUUAAUGGAAUAUGCUGAAGGUAAAUCUUUUACAUUUUAUUGUUCCUUUCUACAGAUUUAUAAUGAAAAAAUAUAUGAUUUACUCCAAAAUGCAACAAGAGAUAAGCCUUUGAAUAUAAGAGAAGACAAAGUGAAUGGGAUUUUUGUGGAGAACCUUGCAGAAUAUGUCGUGCAAAAUGCAGCUGAUUGUUUUUACUUGCUUGAGCAAGGAGAUAAGAAUAGAAUAGUCAGGCAAACUCGAUAUAACCAUCAUUCAAGCAGGUCACAUACGAUUUUUCAAAUUCUGUUAGAAAGUGAUAAAGCUAAUAAGCGAGGAGUUUUGAAGAAAGCUAAGCUAAAUCUUUGUGAUCUUGCAGGAUCAGAAAAAUAUGAUAAAGACUCCAAUAUGGUUAAAGAGCAUAUCCAAGAAAUGACACUUAUUAAUAAGUCUUUAUCAAUAUUAGGGAAAGUUAUAAGCGCUCUUGGGUCUCAAAAUUCUGCUCACAUUCCUUUUAGAGAGUCUAAGUUGACAAGGAUUUUGCAAGACUCAUUAGCAGUCAAUACAAGAACAAUUUUAAUUGCAACUGUUUCUCCUUCAUUAGAAUAUAUAGAAGAGACAAUAAAUACUUUAAAAUUUGCAGACAGGGCUAAACAAGUGAUGGUUAAAAUAAAGAAAAAUGAGAUUUCAGCCACCAAUGAUCAAUUGGUUUCAAAGCUCCAGAGAGAAAUACAACAUUUAAAAGAUAUGUUAAAUUUAAGGAAAAAAGGAGGGUUUCAAGAAAUCAAUCAGCAAAUAUGAAGCUUAAAGGAAGAAAAUGAGCGACUUAAGAAAAUUACUCGAGACAUAACAGUUGAUUAGAUUAGAUUAAGAUAAUUAUAGCGAGUCUUAAGGAUUAUUUCAGCCCAAAUCAACUCAUCAGUCGCCCUGACCUAUUUACCACUCGCAACCUCUUAAAAAGUAUAACUGUUGAAGAAGUGGAAAAACUUAAACAAGAAAACAAAAACCUAAGGCUGGAACUCCAAACUUUUAAGCAAAUGGAUUCAACAGAAAAUUCAUUUUUUGUGACAGCAUCUCAAUCCAAAUCUUCUUCAUCAUCCAAUCAAGUUCGCGAUUUUCCUCCACCCCCUCAAAUAAAGGAUAUUCUGCCUGCUCUAGAAUCUGGAGCUGGUAUACAGUCAACAUUGGAAGAGUGACGGAAAAAAGAUUUAGAAAAUGCUGUUGAGAACUUGAAGUUCAAAAUUGGAAAAGAAGGAAGAUGUCCAAUCUGCACCCUAAAACCACCUUGCAAACACUAUUUAUCAUCAGAUGAAAUUCCGAAGCCACAGACCCCUCCAAAAGAAGUCCUGCCAUUGCCUACUUAUCCAAGACAAACUCGUUCUUCCACAGUCAGAUCAGAAAAUACUGAAACUCCUCGGUCCAAUCUCUCUUUCAAUGGAUUGCCCAAACAUAUGACAAUCCGAUAUAGAAACAGCAGCGCAAAGGUUGAAGAAACCGCUGGAUAUUCUGAGUACGUAGAAACUGAAAAAAGGAAGAAAUUCAUGAAGGCUGCAGAAAAUAAUAUGAUAAAAUUGGCAAAAAUUGAGGCUUAUAGAGAAGAAAAAAUCAAAAGAGAGCUUGAAAAACUUGAAGAAGAAAGAAAAAAGGAAGAAGAAGAUGAAAUAAAGCAGCAACUGCAGGAAUUAAAGCGAAGAAAGUAUUUAGAGCAGCAAAAAAAGAAGCUUGAAGAGCUCAGAGUUUUGAAGGAAAAAGAGCAGAUAGAGAUUUCUAUGAAAAGAAAGAGUGAGGAAGAAGAAAAGUUGAAAAAAUUGAAAAAAGAAAAAAAAUAUUUCGACUCACAAGUAAGAAUUAUAUAGAAAAAGAAAAUUGUAGAGCAUAAUAGAAAGAAAGCGUUAAUUGAUGGUAUCAUGAUGGAUCAGAUUGACGAACUCAGUAAUUUAUAAGCAGCAAACAAUGUAUUAAACAGCAAAUCAUCAGGAAGAUCUGAAAGAACAAUUAUUGGAAAGCUGAGUUAA
Molecule: messenger RNA, 2444 nt
Organism: Blepharisma stoltei
Lineage: Eukaryota; Ciliophora; Heterotrichea; Heterotrichida; Blepharismidae
Source: the annotation of a GenBank genome assembly